Molecule: messenger RNA, 1881 nt
Organism: Spinacia oleracea (spinach)
Lineage: Eukaryota; Viridiplantae; Streptophyta; Magnoliopsida; Caryophyllales; Amaranthaceae
Exons: 4
Coding region: 1-1881 (626 amino acids)
Source: RefSeq, a predicted model, not a curated record
AUGAUGAGCCUUUUACAAAUUGGGCCUGGCUUCUUAGAGAAGUGUACUCAUGGGUUAACUAAUGUAGCAACUUCAAAUAUUUUGGAUUUUAUCCGAGAAGUGUUACCAGAUGCAUCCAAAGUGCCUAACUCUUUUAAUGAGGCAAAGAAAUUGAUAAAAGAUCUGGGUCUUCAUUCUGACAAGAUUGAUGCAUGUCGUAAUGAUUGUAUGCUGUAUUGGAAGGAGCAUAAAGCAGCGACGUCUUGCCAUGUUUGUCAUGCUUCAAGGUGGAAAGAAACAGAGACUAUAAACCAAGAUGAUAUUAGCAAUCAGCCAUCUAAGAAAAAGUGGCAUGAUGAAGAAAGAGAUAAAGAUGAGUUAUUGAGGCAUCCGGCUGAUGGUGAGGCGUGGAAAGAGUUUGAUCUAAAGUACCCAAAUUUUGCUAAAGAAGCACGUAAUGUUCGUUUGGGGCUUGCAAGUGAUGGAUUUAAUCCAUUUCGAACUAUGAGCACACAACAUAGUACAUGGCCUGUUGUUCUAAUUAAUUACAACUUACCACCAUGGUUGUGUAUGAAGCCAGAAUUCUUGAUGUUGUCUCUCCUUAUUCUCGGGCUCACCUCUCCUGGGAAUGACAUUGAUGUCUACCUUCAACCAUUGGUUCAAGAACUUAAAGAUCUGUGGGAGUAUGGGUUGGAUACCUAUGACACGGAGAAGAGACAAACAUUCAAGAUGCAUGCAGCUUUACAAUCAACGACCAAUGACUUUCCAGUUUAUGCUAUGUUAUCUGGUUGGAGCACCAAAGGGAAGUUUGCAUGCCCCUAUUGUCACUACGAGACUGAUCAUCAUCACUUGAAUAAUAGUAACAUAUCUUGCUACUUUGAUCAUCGUCGAUGGUUAGAUGAAAAUUAUCCUUGGCGGCAUGAUAUGAAGUCUUUUAACGGAGAAAAGGAAGAGAGGAUAUCUCCAAAUCCUUUAACAGGGACUCAAGUUUCAAGCUUGUUGGAAAAUUGGGAAAACAAGUUUGGAAAAGUUACAACCAAAAAAGAAAUAUCCAGAUUGUCCAUGGAGAAAGUCCUCUAUCUUCCACACUUUGCCAUAUUGGAAAGAUUGCGGGUGUCGCCAUCAUUUGGAUGUCAUGCACAUAGAAAAAACAUAUGUGAUAGUGUGAUGGGAACUUUGUUAGACAUACCUAGAAAGUCAAAAGAUCAUCAUAAGGCUCGAUUAGAUCUGCAAGAAAUGGGUAUAAGGGAAGAAAUACAUCCUUUAGAUACAGAUGACGAGGGGUAUGUUUUGCUGCCUAAAGCAUCAUUCUCAAUGAAGAAGGCAAAGCUACCACAAGGUUGUGCAUCAAAUAUUGCAAGGUGUGUGCAAGUGAAGGAGGGAAAAAUAUUAGGGUACAAGAGUCAUGAUGCUCAUAUAAUAAUGCAACACUUGCUUCCCGCAGCAAUUAGGAAAACUUUACCAAAGCAUAUUGCAUUACCUCUUAUUAGAUUGAGUGGCUUUUUUAAAGAAAUAUGCAAGAGAGUCAUCAAUCCAAAAGAUUUAGAUCGCCUUCAAUCUGAAAUUGUUGAGACUCUUUGUGAACUUGAAAGAAUAUUUCCACCAUCUUUUUUUGACAUCAUGGUUCACUUGCUGAUUCAUUUGGUUGAUGAAAUAAAGCAUGGUGGACCAGUGUGUGAUUGGUGGAUGUACCCUAUAGAAAGAUACCUCGGAAAGCUGAAAUCGUAUUUGCAUGCUGGUGCAAAGAAGCGAUCUAAGUGGUUUAACACAAGUAAGGAGAAAACUGAUGAAAUUGACGAAGAGUCACCUUUAUUCCCUAAGGCAGGUUAUCCUCUUGGGAGGAAGAAGAAAGGGAAGAAGAAAGGGAAGUCAUACACUCUUGAUUCAAACACAAUGGUGUAG